GAAGCAGUUUGAUCAUUACAGCAGAACUAAACCAGGUGACUUCCCAGGAUGCCUCUGCGUUGUCGUGCCAGCCACAUGUUUCUGCUCUUAUGUGCUCUUUCCUUGUGUGUUGAGUCCGUGAGCGGCGGCACCAGCUUCCUCAGUCCUACUCAGAAACCACAGGGUCGGAGGCCACCACGGGUGGGCAGAAGAGAUGUUGCGGAGCCAGAGAUCCCAGUGAUUAAAGAGGAUGACCAAUUCAUGAUGAGUGCUCCGUUCGAACUGUCUGUGUCUCUGAGCGGAGCUGAGUAUGAGAAAUAUGGUCCUGUGCUGCAGAAGGUUCUGGUCGAUCUUCUUAGCGAUUACCCACUUGAAUUCUGACAAGAGCUACAAGUUCUACAAGAUUCAACUCCUUAUAAACCAUUAAAAAUGUUUGUAAAGUAGAAAUUGUAAUAAUUUUCCAACACCACAAUUUGACAAAAUAAAGAAUGACAA
Molecule: messenger RNA, 474 nt
Organism: Sinocyclocheilus anshuiensis
Lineage: Eukaryota; Metazoa; Chordata; Actinopteri; Cypriniformes; Cyprinidae
Gene: ghrl
Product: ghrelin/obestatin prepropeptide
Exons: 5
Coding region: 49-360 (103 amino acids)
Cellular component (GO): extracellular region
Molecular function (GO): growth hormone-releasing hormone activity
Source: RefSeq, a predicted model, not a curated record